Molecule: messenger RNA, 1149 nt
Organism: Serendipita indica DSM 11827
Lineage: Eukaryota; Fungi; Basidiomycota; Agaricomycetes; Sebacinales; Serendipitaceae
Source: the annotation of a GenBank genome assembly
AUGCCCGAACCCGCUAAUUCGCCCUUUGGGCGGAAUUGGGACAUAUCAGCGUCGAUAGGAACGUCCAACGCGUCGACAGUCCUCAGCGAUGACGACUUGGAUUCACUCGCGCUGGCCAGCGAGCUCGAGGACGGAAUGUGGGAUGAUAGCGACGGAGAUAACGACUCUUCGUUGCCACAUCCACUGGAGAGAAGCGUCGAUGACUAUCGCCAGAGCAUAGCGGGAGCAGGAGCUAUGGAACAUGAACUAGAGGCGGCAAGCUCAUCCCGCAUCAGCGAGGGAGCAGCGCCAGAUUUGACACUAUCUGAUGUCGCUGCUUCAGAGGAUACAGCCUCCACUUCCACGUUCAGCUUUCAUUUCCCUGAUCCAUUGCGAGCGCAACCAGAGGAGCAUCCUCGAUACAACGUCCCGCACGACGAUGUCGACUCCCUCAUAAGUCGUGACUCAGUGCGGGACUUCGGUACCGACUUUGCGGCUACCGUUGACGCCCUAGAACGCUCAGCGACGUUGAAACCUCCACCUUCAGACCCUCCGCUUGCCACACAUUCUCAUAGGCGCACAUGGGUCGCAAUCUUCAUCGCCGUCCUUGGUCUGCUUGCUGUAGCAGCUUUGAACCUGCACCCUUCAUCCAUAUUGGUCCGUGAUCAUGGAGUAUCAGAGUCAUUUCUUUCCAAAGACUCGGUUCCGUACAUGCCACCAGCAGCACCUGUCGACGUUUCUCAGGACGCUGAUGAGCCAGCGAGGCCCGUAACCCUAGACACAUCACCCAGAUCGCAUUUCCCAAUCACAGCACUGCCUGUGGAGACGCGAGUGAUCCUGCACACGAACCGUACAGUGAUCAUGUCGCUCUCCCUACGACCCAUCUCUCGCGUCAUGGGCACACUCACACACACGUAUUCGACAUUUACCAAGGCGUUUCUCAACGACCUUCGCAACGUUGCGCGGAUCAUUGAAGAGUUGCUGCUCUACCUCCGCGAGACGAUGGUCAUCGAGACUGCGCAAAGGCAAUCGAAAUCUAUACUGGAGUAUCUGGCUGAGAAGAUGGGUGACCGUCACCAACGCGCGAAGCGCAAUGCGAAAGCUCUGACGGCCAAAGGCGUCGACUUUGUCAAAGGGAUCAGCGAUGCAGUCAAAGCGAUGGGCACAUAG